AGGCAAAUGGCCGGAGCUGGGCCUACCAUGCUGCUACGAGAGGAGAAUGGCUGUUGCAGUCGGCGUCAAAGCAGCUCCAGCGCCGGGGACUCGGACGGGGAACGUGAGGACUCGCCGGCUGCGCGCGCCCGGCAGCAGCUAGAAGCGCUGCUCAACAAGACUAUGCGCAUUCGCAUGACAGAUGGACGGACACUAGUCGGCUGCUUCCUCUGCACUGACCGCGACUGCAAUGUCAUCCUGGGCUCCGCGCAGGAGUUCCUCAAGCCGUCGGAUUCCUUCUCUGCCGGGGAGCCCCGAGUGCUGGGCCUGGCCAUGGUACCCGGACACCACAUCGUUUCUAUUGAGGUGCAGAGGGAGAGCCUGACGGGGCCUCCGUAUCUCUGACCACGAUCGCGCAUGCCUUUCAGACUUUAUUAAACCUAUGACUGAA
Lemur catta (Ring-tailed lemur) is the source of this 430-nucleotide messenger RNA. It is a transcript of the gene NAA38, whose product is annotated as N-alpha-acetyltransferase 38, NatC auxiliary subunit. The record is from RefSeq and is a predicted model, not a curated record. The transcript has 3 exons. NCBI's taxonomy places the organism in Eukaryota, Metazoa, Chordata, Mammalia, Primates, Lemuridae. Bases 7 to 384 code for a protein of 125 amino acids. Gene Ontology annotation, cellular component: NatC complex. Gene Ontology annotation, molecular function: RNA binding.